Molecule: messenger RNA, 4080 nt
Organism: Lagopus muta (rock ptarmigan)
Lineage: Eukaryota; Metazoa; Chordata; Aves; Galliformes; Phasianidae
Gene: RASGRF1
Product: Ras protein specific guanine nucleotide releasing factor 1
Exons: 27
Coding region: 189-3989 (1266 amino acids)
Biological process (GO): Ras protein signal transduction; positive regulation of GTPase activity
Cellular component (GO): plasma membrane
Molecular function (GO): guanyl-nucleotide exchange factor activity; protein binding
Source: RefSeq, a predicted model, not a curated record
CCGCCGCGGGAGGAGCGGAGCGGAGCUCAGCGCGGGGCCGGGCGGCGGCGCGAGGAGAUGAGGAGCCGGCGGCUCUCCGGGGGCAGCGGGCGCCGCUGAUGCGGGCGCGGGGGCUGCGGCUGCUCGCCAGGUACCCGCCCGCCGCCUGCCCGCCGGGGACCAUGUGAGGAGCCGCGGAGCCCACCAAGAUGCAGAAAGGGAUGCGGCUCAAUGACGGGCACGUCACCUACCUGGGGCUGCUGGCGAAGAAGGACGGCGCCAGGAAGGGCUAUCUGAGCAAGCGGAGCUCCGACAACACAAAAUGGCACACCAAGUGGUUCGCGCUGCUGCAGAACAUGCUCUUCUACUUCGAGACCGACUCCAGCUCCCGGCCCUCGGGGCUCUACCUGCUGGAGGGCUGCGUCUGCGACCGGGCGCCCUCCCCCAAGCCCUCCCUCUCGGCCAAGGACUCCCUGGAGAAGCAGCAUUACUUCACCGUGAACUUCAACCAUGAGAACCAGAAGACGCUGGAGCUGCGCACAGAGGAUGCCAAGGACUGUGAUGAGUGGGUGGCAGCCAUUGCCCACGCCAGCUACAGGACCCUGGCCACGGAGCACGAGGCGCUGAUGCAGAAGUACCUCCAUUUACUUCAGAUCGUGGAAACGGAGAAAACUGUUGCCAAGCAACUCCGACAACAGAUUGAGGAUGGGGAAAUCGAGAUCGAGCGCCUGAAGGCGGAGAUCGCUUCCCUGCUGAAGGACCACGAACGCAUCCAGUCGGUGCAGAGCAGCGCGCCCAGCGACGAUGACAGUGACAUCAAGAAAAUCAAAAAGGUGCAGAGCUUCCUGCGUGGCUGGCUGUGCCGCAGGAAGUGGAAGACCAUCAUCCAGGACUACAUCAGGUCCCCGCAUGCCGACAGCAUGCGCAAGAGGAACCAGGUGGUGUUCAGCAUGCUGGAGGCCGAGGCUGAAUACGUGCAGCAGCUGCACAUCCUGGUCAACAACUUCCUGCGGCCGCUGCGCAUGGCUGCCAGCUCCAAGAAGCCGCCCAUCACGCACGAUGAUGUCAGCAGCAUCUUCCUCAACAGCGAAACAAUCAUGUUUUUGCACCAAAUCUUUUACCAAGGCCUGAAAGCGAGGAUAUCCAGCUGGCCGACACUCGUGCUGGCCGACCUCUUUGACAUCCUGCUGCCCAUGCUGAACAUCUACCAGGAGUUUGUGCGGAACCACCAGUACAGCCUGCAGAUCCUGGCGCACUGCAAGCAGAACCGCGACUUCGACAAGCUGCUGAAGCACUACGAGGCCAAGCCCGACUGCGAGGAGCGCACGCUGGAGACCUUCCUCACCUACCCCAUGUUCCAGAUCCCCCGGUACAUCCUGACGCUGCACGAGCUGCUGGCGCACACCCCGCACGAGCACGUGGAGAGGAACAGCCUGGAUUACGCCAAGUCCAAGCUGGAGGAGCUCUCCAGGAUAAUGCACGAUGAAGUGAGUGAGACCGAGAACAUCCGAAAAAAUCUGGCAAUAGAGCGGAUGAUCAUCGAGGGCUGUGAGAUUCUGCUGGACACCAGUCAGACCUUUGUACGACAAGGGUCCCUCAUCCAAGUGCCGAUGUCAGAGAAGGGGAAGAUCACACGCGGGCGGCUGGGCUCUCUGUCACUGCGCAAGGAGGGUGAGCGGCAGUGCUUCCUCUUCUCCAAGCACCUGAUCAUCUGCACACGUGGCUCUGGCGGCAAGCUGCACCUCACCAAGAAUGGCGUCAUCUCCCUCAUCGACUGCACGCUGAUCGAGGAGCAGGAGAGCACUGACGAGGACGCAAAAGCUUCAGGACAGGACAUCGACCAUCUCGACUUCAAGAUUGUGGUGGAGCCGAAGGACGCGUCGUCCUUCACCGUCAUCCUCGUGGCAUCCUCCAGGCAGGAGAAGGCUGCCUGGACCAGCGACAUCAGCCAGUGCGUGGACAACAUCCGCUGCAAUGGGCUCAUGAUGAAUGCCUUCGAGGAGAACUCCAAGGUCACCGUGCCGCAGAUGAUCAAGUCUGAUGCCAGCUUGUAUUGUGAUGAUGUUGACAUUAGGUUCAGUAAAACGAUGAAUUCCUGCAAGGUCCUCCAGAUCCGCUAUGCAAGCGUGGAACGGCUGCUGGAGCGGCUGACAGACCUGCGCUUCCUGAGCAUCGACUUUCUGAACACGUUCCUGCACUCGUACCGCGUCUUCACCACCGCCCUGGUCGUUCUCGACAAGCUCAUCACCAUCUACAAGAAACCCAUCAGCGCCAUCCCUGCGCGGUCCCUGGAGCUGCUGUUUGCCAGCAGCCAGAACACCAAGCUGCUCUACGGCGAGCCCCCCAAGUCCCCCCGCGCCAACCGCAAGUUCUCCUCGCCGCCGCCGCUCUCCAUCACCAAAUCGUCGUCCCCCAGCCGGCGCAGGAAGCUCUCCCUCAACAUCCCCAUCAUCACUGGGGGCAAGGCGCUGGACCUGGCGGCGCUCAGCUGCUCCUCCAACGGCUAUGCAAGCAUGUACUCUUCCAUGGGCCCCUUCAGCAAGACCACCCUGGACAUCAACAAGCUGUACGUGUCCAGCAGCUACCCCAACAAGAUCCCUGAUGAAGGAGAAGCGGCCGCGGAGAAACAGGAGGAGAUGCCGCCAAGCAAGCAGAUGCUGGCAGUGAGCGCUGCCUGCUCACCAGGCUCAGACGUGUCCGUCCGGGAGGAGUCCGACACCGACCCCAACCAGAGCGAUGAGGCGGAGGCUGAAGCUUCACCGACAAAAUCUCCCACCACUCCCAUGUCCGUCAAGUGCAAGAACUCCUCAGAUUUCUCCCUGUUCUCCUACAACAACGGUGUGGUGAUGCCAUCCUGCCGGGAGCUGGACACCACCCGCAGCGCCCUGUCUGCCGCCUCUGCCUUCGCCAUCGCCACGGCGGGCGCCAACGAGGGGACCCCCACCAAGGAGAAGUACCGGCGCAUGUCGCUGGCCAGCGCAGGCUUCCCAACCGACCAGCGGAACGGGGACAAGGAGUUCGUCAUCCGGAGAGCAGCCACCAACAGGGUCCUCAAUGUGCUGCGGCACUGGGUCUCCAAGCACUCGCAGGACUUUGAAACAAAUGAAGAGCUGAAGUUCAGGGUGAUCAGCUUUCUGGAGGAGGUGAUUCACGACCCCGAGCUCCUGACUCAGGAGAGGAAAGCAGCCGCAAACAUCAUCAGAACUCUGACACAGGAGGACCCGGGGGACAACCAGACCACGCUGGAGGAAGUGGUGCAGAUGGCUGAGGGAGUCAAAGCGGAGCCCUUUGAGAAUCACUCGGCGCUGGAGAUAGCAGAACAGCUGACGCUGCUCGACCACCUGGUCUUCAAGAAGAUCCCCUACGAGGAGUUCUUCGGGCAGGGCUGGAUGAAGCUGGAGAAGAACGAGCGGACGCCGUACAUCAUGAAGAACACGAAGCACUUCAAUGAUGUCAGCAACUUGAUUGCGUCCGAGAUCCUGCGCAACGAGGAGCUGACAGCGCGCGUCAGCGCCAUCGAGAAGUGGGUGGCGGUGGCCGACAUCUGCCGCUGCCUGCACAACUACAACGCCGUGCUGGAGAUCACCUCCUCCCUCAACCGCAGCGCGAUCUUCCGCCUGAAGAAAACCUGGCUGAAGGUCUCCAAGCAGACGAAGGCUCUGAUCGACAAGCUGCAGAAGCUGGUGUCCUCAGAGGGGAGGUUCAAGAACCUGAGGGAGGCGCUGAAAAACUGCGACCCCCCGUGUGUGCCCUACCUGGGGAUGUACCUGACCGACCUGGCCUUCAUCGAGGAGGGCACCCCCAACUACACUGAGGAUGGGCUGGUGAACUUCUCCAAAAUGAGGAUGAUUUCCCACAUCAUCAGAGAGAUCCGCCAGUUCCAGCAAACUUCCUACAAGAUCGAGCACCAGCCCAAGGUGACGCAGUACCUGCUGGACCAGUCUGGAGUGAUGGACGAGGAGGCCCUCUAUGGGGCUUCCCUGCGGAUGGAGCCCAAGCUGCCUUCCUGAGCCGGGCGCUUUGCCCCCGCUGUACAUAGCUGUGUUCCCGUUGGAUGCCGGAGUGCCCCCCCCCCUCCGUGUGCGCUUCCCCCAGCAGCCC